AUGUUCAGAUACGUGCCAUUUAUUUCCAACGACCCAUUCUUCGACGACUUCUUUGGCUUCCAGGACAGACCUCAUCACCACAGGCGUCCCAGAAGAGCCAUCAACUACGAUGCCGAUUCAGGCGACUCCCAGCUCACCAGCUUCAGAGGAUACCCUCAGACCGUGAGUAAGUGGUAUGACGACUUUGGUGACUUGAGAGACUUGGGCGAUGUGUUGAAGUUGAAGGAGGAGCCCGACAGAUAUUUGGUGAAGGUGCGGGACGCCAAUGCAUCAACCAAGGACUUGCAGGUGAACUACCACAAGAAGGAGAACCAAUUGGAGGUUACCAUCUCGCACAACCAGGAGAGCACUGAGGGUAGCCACAGCUACACUUCGCUGUCUACGUCCACAAGCAGAGUUGGAUUUGAAAAGGCUGUGGACUUUGAGAAGAUCACCGCCGACGUAGGCUCUGAAGGAGUGAUCAUCACUGUUCCAAAGACCGAGCGUGACGAGGACAAUGUCUACAAGAUUGACAUUGGACGGUCCGGUGAGCAGGGCAAGAUCGAGAAGGACAAGGAGUCUGACGCCUGA
Molecule: messenger RNA, 570 nt
Organism: Candidozyma duobushaemuli
Lineage: Eukaryota; Fungi; Ascomycota; Pichiomycetes; Serinales; Metschnikowiaceae
Gene: HSP21
Product: Hsp21p
Exons: 1
Coding region: 1-570 (189 amino acids)
Source: RefSeq, a predicted model, not a curated record